GUCGUGGGUUCGAUUCCAGAUGCCUCACAAUCCUGCUGCUGUAUAUUUGGAGUUUUCGUGUCUUUCAUCAUCGUCACGGUGGCUAUGAGAUGUUAACUCUCUCGCCUGGUAUACAGGAGGUCGUGGGUUCAAUCUCGAUUCCUGACCAUGCGUGUAUGUGCCAAGAUGUUAACUACCUCACCUGGUAUGCACGAGGUCGUGGGUUCAAUCCUGAACCCUGACUAUGUGUGUAUGUGCCGAGAUGUUAACUACCUCGCCUGGUAUGCAGGAUGCCAUGGGUUCAAUCGCGGACCACGUCGCCUGCUGUAUACUCAGAGUUUGCAUGUCUCUCUCCCCGUGGUCGCGUGCAUUUUCCUCUCCGGGUCCUCCGGUUUUUCCCUCAUUUAUAAUCAACGUCACGUGAAGAGCAUUUGGCUGCGGCUACACAUCUCCACUUGAUGAUGAUGGUGGUGAUCUGCCGCCACUUGGUUGAGCUAUCAUUUGUGAUAGCCAAUUCGCUUCUGAAAAAGAGCUCCUGCACGGCAGCCGAUAGAAAAUCUGGCCCCGACUUCACCGCAGCUCCCCUCUUCAUCCUCCUUUUCCUCCUCGAUGGAUCCCGGAGAAUCCAGAGAGGUCCCUCCUCCUCACCACCACCACCACCCUCCGUCGCCGCCCUCCUCCUCCUCGUCGUCGUCGUCCUCGUCGUCGUCCGAGGCUGCGACCGCCCCUGCGGCGGCUCAGCUGCGCAAGAAGAGCGGCUUCCAGAUCACCAGCGUGGUGGUGCCGCCCCUACGGCCCGCCUCGUCCGCCAGCGUCGCCGACGACUCGGAGGGGGGCGAGGACGCGGAGGCGGAGGCCGUCACCGCAUCGUCGUCCUCGUCGUCCGUGGCGGGGGUCGCCGGGGUCGCGGGGGUGGCGGGGGUCGCCGGGGUCACGGGGGUCGAGGGGGAGGGGAGCGCCACGACCGAGGGGGAGGAGGAGAGGAAGCUCUAUGGAGAGUCACGGACGCCGGAUCUUGGGCAGCUGCAGCAGCUGCAGCUGCAGUACAACAGCAGCAGUGAGUGCCAGCAGCAGCAGUUGCAGCAUCAACUAAAUCAGCAGCAGCAGCAGUUGCAGCAUCAACAACAUCAGCAGCAUCAGCAUCAACAAAAUCAGCUGCCGCAGUACAACAGCGGCAGUGAGUACCAACAGCAGCAGGAACAUCAGCAGCAGCUGCAGUUGCAGCAGCAGUUGCAGCAACAGCAGCAGUAUCAACAAAAUCAUCAACAGCAGCAGCAGCAGCAGCACAGUCAUCUGGACAACAACCACCACCACCAUCAGCAGCAGCAGCAGUGGACCGCGGAACCUUCCUUCGUACAACCACCGCAACUACCGCAACUACCGCAAGCACCGCAAGCACCGCAACUACCGCAGCCAUCGGCAGCGUUUACAAACGGUACCGCUGCUGCUGCUGCUACUGCUGCAACAACAACAACAACCGUCGACGUUGCUGCUGCUGCCGCUGCCGCCGCUGCUGCUUCCGCCUCCGCUUCGGCCGCUGCUGCUGCUUCACUGGACUCGGCUCCUCGUUCGCCUGCUGCUGCCGUCGCCGCCGCCUGCUACGCCACAGCGGCGUCGCCACGUCCCACGCCCACCACCACCGACGCCUCCUCAGCCACCGCCGCCGCCGUGGAAGCGUGCGGCGGCGGCGACGACGGGCGCAGAAGUUCCGUCGGUUGCGUGCAACUCGCGCCGCCCACAACACCGGCGGCACGGGGAGACGUCCGGCCGUGCGCGGAACUCUGCGACGGUUGCUUGCAACCGACGACGGCGGCGGCGACGGUCGCCACGACGGCGGUCGCCACGGCGGCGGUCGCCGCGACGACGGUCGCCACGGCGACUGCGCAGAACCCGUCGCGGUUCCGCGUGGUCAAGCUGGACUCGGAGCACAUCGUGCCGUACCGGCGGGGCCGCUGGACUUGCUCGGACUUUCACGAGAGGGAUCCCUCCCUGUACCACCACCACCACCACUAUCAGCACCACCACCACCACCUGCUGCACCAUCAGAAUCAGCAGCAGCAGUUUCAACAGCUGCAGAACAGUCUGCAUCUCCAUCACCAGCAGCAGCAGCAGCAGCAGCACCACCACGGCACCGUGGCCAAUCACAUCAGCAUCAUCGACUGCGACGUCGCUGCCUUUCGUCGCCUGUCUCUGCCCACCGAGACGGAGAUCUCGCUGGCGCAGGUGCAGCACCUGCAGCAGCUGCACCUGCAGCAGCAGCAGCAGGAGCUGUUGCUGCAGCAGCAACAGCUGCAGCAGCAGCAGCAGCAGAGUGACGGACAGUUGGACGGGUUGAUUCAGAGCCUUCCGUUGGACGGGGAAGAUGAGAGUGCCUCUGGAGCCAGCGUGGUGGCCAUCGACAACAAGAUUGAGCAGGCGAUGGACCUGGUGAAGUCGCACCUGAUGUUUGCGGUGCGUGAGGAGGUGGAGGUGCUGCAGGAGCAGAUCAAGGAGCUGCUGGAGAAGAACGUGCAGCUGGAGACGGAGAACCGUCUCCUGCGCAGCCUCGCCUCGCACGACCAGCUGCUGCAGGUCACCGCCUCCGCCGCGCCUACGCAACCGCUGCAACUCACGCAAUCGUCGCAACUGACGCAACCGAUGCAACCGAUGCAACCGACGCAACCGACGCAACCGUCGCAACCGUCGCAACCGUCGCAACCGUCGCAACCGUCGCAACCGGCUCAACCGGCUCAACCGGCGCAACCGAUGCAACCGGCGCAACCGACGCAACCGCCGCAACCCGCGCAACCGGCGGCAUCGCCGGCAAUUGGUUGGCAGGUUUCGUAAGGGGACAAUCUGAGCCGUCGGUAGGGUGUGGAGGGGGGGCAUUGGGAAACAAGACCCACAGAAAAAUCUGAGACUUGUCGACACGUGAAUUGAUGUCGUCGUCGUCGUCGUCGUCUGAAGGAGGAGGAGGAAGAAUAAUAAAUAAGAAGAUAAUUAUUAUAUAUUUUUGUUGUAACGCGUCGUUUGAUACCGGUUUAAGAGGCAUAUUUAAAUCGCUCUCUCCAGUUCACUUCUCUGCCCGUCUCUCUCGGGCCGUCGGUGAAUUUGGAGUUUGAAUUUUGUUGUCGAUGUUUUUGUGAGAAGGAGAUCCGCGCGUGGUGGUUGUUGUGGAGGGGUCGUCGGUGUGACUGUGCCUUCUGUUACGGAUGCGUGCCGCUUAAAGUGUUUCCUGGACGUGUCUGACGGCCGUUGUUAACCCGGAGAUCUCCGUGUGUCUCUGACGACACGGCCAUUGUGAGUCUCUCUGUGAGAGAGAGAGACACCCAGACCCAGUGUCUCUGACACGGCCAUUGUGAGUCUCUCUGUGAGAGAGAGACACCCAGACCCAGUGUCUCUGACACGGCCAUUGUGAGUCUCUCUGUGAGAGAGAGAGACACCCAGACCCAGUGUCUCAGUGUCUCUGACACGGCCAUUGUGAGUCUCUCUGUGAGAGAGAGAGACACCCAGACCCAGUGUCUCUGACACGGCCAUUGUGAGUCUCUCUGUGAGAGAGAGAGAGAGAGACACCCAGACCCAGUGUCUCUGACACGGCCAUUGUGAGUCUCUCUGUGAGAGAGAGACACCCAGACCCAGUGUCUCUGACACGGCCAUUGUGAGUCUCUCUGUGAGAGAGAGAGACACCCAGACCCAGUGUCUCAGUGUCUCUGACACGGCCAUUGUGAGUCUCUCUGUGAGAGAGAGAGACACCCAGACCCAGUGUCUCUGACACGGCCAUUGUGAGUCUCUCUGUGAGAGAGAGAGAGAGACACCCAGACCCAGUGUCUCUGACACGGCCAUUGUGAGUCUCUCUGUGAGAGAGAGAGACACCCAGACCCAGUGUCUCUGACACGGCCAUUGUGAGUCUCUCUGUGAGAGAGAGACACCCAGACCCAGUGUCUCUGACACGGCCAUUGUGAGUCUCUCUGUGAGAGAGAGAGACACCCAGACCCAGUGUCUCUGACACGGCCAUUGUGAGUCUCUCUGUGAGAGAGAGACACCCAGACCCAGUGUCUCUGACACGGCCAUUGUGAGUCUCUCUGUGAGAGAGAGAGAGAGACACCCAGACCCAGUGUCUCUGACACGGCCAUUGUGAGUCUCCCCUGUGAGAGAGAGAGACCCAGACCCAGUGUCUCAGUGUCUCUGACACGGCCAUUGUGAACCCAGUGUCUCAGUGUCUGUGACACGGCCAUUGUGAACCCCUCCUGUGAGAGAGAGAGACACCCAGACCCAGUGUCUCAGUGUCUCUGACACGGCCAUUGUGAGUCUCUCUGUGAGAGAGAGAGAGACCCAGACCCAGUGUCUCUGACACGGCCAUUGUGAGUCUCUCUGUGAGAGAGAGAGAGACACCCAGACCCAGUGUCUCUGACACAGCCAUUGUGAGUCUCUCUGUGAGAGAGAGACACCCAGACCCAGUGUCUCUGACACGGCCAUUGUGAGUCUCUCUGUGAGAGAGAGAGAGAGACACCCAGACCCAGUGUCUCUGACACGGCCAUUGUGAGUCUCCCCUGUGAGAGAGAGAGACCCAGACCCAGUGUCUCAGUGUCUCUGACACGGCCAUUGUGAACCCAGUGUCUCAGUGUCUGUGACACGGCCAUUGUGAACCCCUCCUGUGAGAGAGAGAGACACCCAGACCCAGUGUCUCAGUGUCUCUGACACGGCCAUUGUGAGUCUCCCUGUGAGAGAGACACCCAGACCCAGUGUCUCAGUGUCUCUGACACGGCCAUUGUGAGUCUCCCUGUGAGAGAGACACCCAGACCCAGUGUCUCAGUGUCUCUGACACGGCCAUUGUGAGUCUCCCUGUGAGAGAGACACCCAGACCCAGUGUCUCUGUGUCUCUGACACGGCCAUUGUGAACCCAGUGUCUCAGUGUCUCUGACACGGCCAUCGUGAACCCCCCCUGUGAGAGAGAGAGAGACACCCAGACCGAGUGUCUCUGACACGGCCAUUGUGAACCCUUCCUGUGAGAGAGAGAGACACCCAGACCCAGUGUCUCUGUGUCUCUGACACGGCCAUUGUGAACCCAGUGUCUCAGUGUCUCUGACACGGCCAUCGUGAACCCCUCCUGUGAGAGAGAGAGACACCCAGACCCAGUGUCUCUGACACGGCCAUUGUGAACCCUUCCUGUGAGAGAGAGAGACACCCAGACCCAGUGUCUCUGACACGGCCAUUGUGAACCCUUCCUGUGAGAGAGAGAGACACCCAGACCCAGUGUCUCAGUGUCUCUUGACACGGAUCAUCGUGAACCCCCUCAGAGAGAAAGGCAGAGACACCUGUAACAGCAAUGUCUUUGUACACACGCGCACAAGAGCAACAGCACAACGCCCCAUCCCGUCUGUUUUAAUUUCAAACUCAUUUACUCUCCGCGUAUGAAUUGAACCGCCGCCGCCGCCAUCGUUAUAAGAAGUAUUUUAUAAGUUGUUGUAUUUUGUCGUAAGGGUUGUGAGCAGGUUGUGUUUUUUUGUACAUUUUUGUUUACUUUAAACUGACUCAUUUUAUAAUGCAGCAGCAGCAGCAGCAUUGCAAAUAGGACCAAACCACUAUCACUCAAACGCUCACCCGCUCACCAUACGAGCCAAUCACCACCACCACCACUCACCAUACGAGCCAAUCACCACCACCACCACUCACCAUGUGAGCCAAUCACCACCACCACCACUCACCAUGCGAGCCAAUCACCACCACCACUCACCAUGCGAGCCAAUCACCACCACCGCUCACCACUCAGCAAGCGAUCCAAUCACCACCACCGCUCACCACUCACCAUACGAGCCAAUCACCACCACCACCACCGCUCACCACGCAAGCCAAUCACCACCACCGCUCACCACUCACCAUGCGAGCUAAUCACCACCACCACCACUCACCAUACGAGCCAAUCACCACCACCGCCACAACUCACCAUGCGAGCCAAUCACCACCACCGCUCACCACUCACCAAGCGAUCCAAUCACCACCACCACCACUCACCAUGUGAGCCAAUCACCACCACCACUCACCAUGUGAGCCAAUCACCACCACCACCACUCACCAUGUGAGCCAAUCACCACCACCACCACUCACCAUGCGAGCCAAUCACCACCACCACCACUCACCAAGCGAGCCAAUCACCACCACCACCACUCACCAUGUGAGCCAAUCACCACCACCACUCACCAUGUGAGCCAAUCACCACCACCACCACUCACCAUGCGAGCCAAUCACCACCACCACCACUCACCAUGUGAGCCAAUCACCACCACCACCACUCACCAUGCGAGCCAAUCACCACCACCACCACUCACCAUGCGAGCCAAUCACCACCACCACCACUCACCAAGCGAUCCAAUCACCACCACCACCACUCACCAUGUGAGCCAAUCACCACCACCACCACUCACCAUGUGAGCCAAUCACCACCACCACCACUCACCAUGCGAGCCAAUCACCACCACCACCACUCACCAUGUGAGCCAAUCACCACCACCACCACUCACCAUGCGAGCCAAUCACCACCACCACCACUCACCAUGCGAGCCAAUCACCACCACCACCACUCACCAAGCGAUCCAAUCACCACCACCACCACUCACCAUGUGAGCCAAUCACCACCACCACAACUCACCAUGCGAGCCAAUCACCACCACCGCUCAGCACUCACCAUGCGAGCCAAUCACCACCACCACCACCACUCACCAUGCGAGCCAAUCACCACCACCACCACCACCACAACUCACCAUGCGAGCCAAUCACCACCACCGCCACCACUCACCAAGCGAGCCAAUCACCACCACCACCGCUCACCCACUUACCAUGCAAGCCAUGUUCUAUCUACUGCUGCUGCUGCUGCUGCAUUGACACCACACGCGCCUACACAACCAAGCCUUAUUCACAGCCACAACAACCACCACUACAACCACCACCAUCUUCCUGUGCUAGAAGCCAUCACGACCACCACAACCACCACUGCCUCAACCACAACCACCUCAACCACCACCGUUCUACUAAGCUAGAAACCACAACCACCACCACCACCACCUCAACCACCACCUCAACCACCACAACCACCACCACAACCACCACCUCAACCACCACUACAACCAUCACCUCCACCACCGUCUUCCUGUGCUAGAAGCCAUCACGACCACCACAACCACAACCACCACCUCAACCACCACCACAACCACCACCGCCAUCCUCUGGGGUGCUGUCUAUGCCACCGUGCCAUGCCCUCCGCCAUCUCACGUCGUCGUUGGCCUACUCUUCCGUUUUGCCGGCUGGACCUAAUUAUAAAGAAGGUUAAAAUUUCACUUUUUUUUUGCUUUAAUGUUACACGCCCGUUUAGGGCCUUCGGUGAUUAUACAUUUACGUUGUUGUUGUUGUUGGUUUGUCGGCGUCGUCGUUGUUGUCGUUGUUAUCGUUGUUGUCGCGUUAAAAACAAUUCCACUGUCAGUAUUUGCUCCUGGCCAUGCAAUCCGCUGUGGGUUCUUUUUCUAAAUCACAGUCCGUCCCACCAACCCCCCCCCUCCCCCCCCUUCCCUCCCCCAUUAAACUAUUUAACUUUAAUAUUUUUUAACGAUUUUCAACCAGGUUUGUUAAGGUGCCCUUCCCACCCACACACCCACACUGAGCUGACACUUUAGCUGCUGGACAUCUGUGAACGGAGAGCUUUUAUCGCGCAUCGCAUUCCUCCGGUAUGAAUUAAACAAUAUCUA
This is a messenger RNA of Lethenteron reissneri (Far Eastern brook lamprey), 7694 nucleotides long. Its product is annotated as TSC22 domain family protein 1-like. Lineage: Eukaryota; Metazoa; Chordata; Hyperoartia; Petromyzontiformes; Petromyzontidae. The record is from RefSeq and is a predicted model, not a curated record. Gene Ontology annotation, biological process: regulation of transcription by RNA polymerase II.